AUGGAGCCCAAAAACAGUGAUAUUACACCCAAUGUGCUAGAGUCACGUGGCUCUUUUACUGAAGACACCAAAUUCAUCGGAAAUGAAGACAUCGAGCCAACGUCGGGCGAUGAUACGUUGGGAGCUGCGGAUAAGGAACUCCAAGACCCCCUAGAGGAUAUCAACGAAGGACCAAAACACGUCACCGGCUACAAGCUGCUAUUCGCAAUGGCAGCUCUCAACCUGAGCGCCAUACUAAUUAAUUUAGACAAUGCGAUCCUCUCAACGGCAACCCCUACUAUUACCAAUGAGUUUCACUCUGUCAAAGAUAUCGGCUGGUACGUGAGUUCGUAUCAAUUAGCUGUAUCGGCUCUACAGCCUUUGACCGGCAAGUUCUUCACUUACUUCAGUAACAAGUGGACGUACAUCGUGUUCCUAGUCAUAUUCGAGGUUGGCUCACUGAUCUGCGCCCUCUCGCAGUCAUCAGUUCAGUUCAUUGCGGGGCGAACAGUGGCUGGCAUUGGUGCUUCGGGCCUUUUCAAUGGCUCAAUGAUCAUCAUUUACGGCAUGGUGUCUGCUCAACAGCGACCCGCUAUGAUGGGCACCAUGCUUGCGAUCUCGCAAAUCGGACUGAUUGCAGGCCCGCUCAUUGGUGGCUCGCUAACACAGUACACCAGCUUCUGGAUCAAUCUCCCUAUCGGAGGUUUUGCUUGCAUUCUGCUUGCAUUGGUCUACAUUCCUGAACAGAUGGCUAAACCAAAGUUCACGGCGGUGCUCACUGACCGCAACAUUCUGAAGAAGUUCGAUGUUGUAGGCUCAGGGAUCCUGAUUGGAGCCAUCGUCCAGCUCCUGCUAGCGCUCCACUACGGUGGUGCUGAAUACCCCUGGAAUAGCGCCGUCGUCAUUGGGCUCUUCUGCGGUUUUGCUGGAGCCACGAUUCUGUUCAUGGGCUGGGAAUACCGAGCUGGCGCGAAUGCUCUCAUGCCACUUGAGAUGUUCAAGAACAAGGUCGUGGCAUGCGGAGCCGCCAUGAAUACUUGCUUGUUUGGAAUAACGUAUAUCGCGACUUACUUCAUCCCUAUUUACUUCCAGAGUAUUCUUGGCGACAGCCCUAUGGAGAGUGGCAUCCACAUGUUGCCAAGUAUCAUCGGGUCCAUUGUCAUGACUCUUCUCUCAGGCAUGAUGGUUUCCAAACUGGGAUACUACCUCCCGUGGGCAGUAUUUGCGGCCAUUCUGACCUCAAUUGGUGCAGGUCUGAUAACUACCUGGUCUACCGACACAAGUGCGGGAAAAUGGAUUGGUUACCAGAUUCUAUACGGAUGUGGCAGAGGUCUGGGACUGCAGAUGGCUAUUGUGGCUGUUCAAACGGCGCUUCCGCCAACACUGGUGGCCAUCGCCCUCACCAUCCUUGUUUUCGUACAAGGACUCGGCGGUGCGGUGCUCAUCAGUAUUGGCAACACGGUUUUCGAUAACACCGUCAUCAACCAGAUACAGAUACACGCACCUAACGUGAACCCAAAAGCCGUUCUCACAGCGGGCGCGACCGCUUUCAGGAGCCAGGUGUCUGCUGCUGACCUACCCAACGUGGUAAAGGCAUGGGCCGUCGCUUUCCAGAAAACGAUGUAUAUCACCACGGGCCUGUCUGUAGCCAUGUUCUUUUCUACUUGGGGUUUGGGCUUUUAUGACGUCAGGAAGAAGGAAGCCGGAGCGGCGAAAGCAUCUAAAUGA
This is a messenger RNA of Colletotrichum aenigma, 1707 nucleotides long. It is a transcript of the gene mlcE-0, whose product is annotated as Efflux pump mlcE. The record is from RefSeq and is a predicted model, not a curated record. Lineage: Eukaryota; Fungi; Ascomycota; Sordariomycetes; Glomerellales; Glomerellaceae. The coding region runs from base 1 to 1707 and encodes 568 amino acids. Gene Ontology annotation, molecular function: transmembrane transporter activity. The transcript has 7 exons. Gene Ontology annotation, biological process: transmembrane transport.